AGAAUCUCAGUGCGCAUGCCCGGAAAAACAACAGCCCUUUCGCCCACGUGAGCAAGUAGAAUUGGUGAACGGCCGAGCUACAUGGAUAACUUUGAUAUUGAGGUUUAGUAUUUACUCGAGUCAUAAUUUGGCUACAAUUUAAGUAGGAGAAUAAUUUACGUGAACGUCGUGAGGUUUCGCGGCGCGUUUGGCUUCCCGUGUUUGCAUUUAUGUUCAGAUGACCAAAUUCCGACGAAUUACUAAAAUACAGUGCAUACGUGUAGUACAUUGAACACACACGCAGCUAAAAUGUUAAAUUAAUAAAAUGAAUGCAAAUAAUUUAUCACGUAAGAAAAUGCGACACAAAUAAAAGCAUUAAAUCCCAACAUCAACGAUAAGCUCCAGAAAGACCAAUCAGUUAUUCGUCAAUAUAUAUUUAAAAAAAUGAAUUGAUGCUCAAAGUCCAGCCAUGGUGAUGAGUGGUUGUGGACGAGCGGCAAGGAAGAGGAAGAAAAAGCGCACCGGCGCGCUCCAAUCGGUUUCUCUGAGCCACCGGCCCGAGUACGUGGAGCUGCUCAGGUUUCUUCACCAGCGAGGAUUUGCGUCAACACCGCUGCAACCUGCGCUCUUCCCUGACACAGGCCGAGGUCUGCGGGCUCUGAGGAGCAUAAAGCCCGACCAACUGAUGAUUUCACUGCCCGAGUCUUGUUUGCUUACGACCUCCACCGUGUUGGACAGCUACCUUGGGCGCUACAUCAAGAGCUGGACGCCACGGCCGUCGCCUCUAUUGGCUCUCUGCGUCUUCCUGGUGUGUGAGCGGCACAGAGGAGCGGACGCCGACUGGUCCCCGUACAUCGGCGCCCUUCCCGCCUCCUACACGUGUGCCGCCUAUCUCGCGUACGACGUGGCGGCUCUCCUUCCCGUCGGAAUGCGGCGGCGAGCUUUGGAGCAGAAGGACGCCGUGCGGGAAAUGCACUCGUCCAAUCGGGAUUUUUUUAAGACUUUGCAGCCGAUUCUCAGUCGGCCGGUGGAGGACGUGUUGACGUUUGAAGCUCUGAGGUGGGCGUGGUGCAGCGUCAACACCCGCUCCGUCUUCAUGCGUCACCCGUCCAACCGAUUUUUGUGUGGCCGGGACGACUACGCGCUGGCUCCCUUUUUGGAUUUGCUUAACCACCACCCCGACGUGCAGGUCAAAGCGGGCUUCAACCACGAGACCAAAAGCUACGAGAUCAGGAGCGUGGGCGGGACUCGGGCAUUCCAGCAGGCCUUCAUCAACUACGGUUGCCAUGACAACCAGCGCCUGCUGCUGGAGUACGGCUUUGUCGCCGCCGGCAACCCGCACGGCGUGGUCUACUUGGACGCAGAAAUGCUGCGCCGGCUUGUGAAAGGAGACACGAGGAGUCUGGAGCAGAAGAUGAAGUUCCUCGCAAACAACAACUUCCUCAAAAAUUUGACUGUGAGCAGUGAAGGUCCCGGCUGGAGGCUGAUGACCAUCCUCAGACUGAUGUCACUGCCUCAAACUCUCCGCCACCAGUGGAAGGCGGUGCUGCGCGGCCAAGCGGUAGGCGAGGAGGCCGAGCGUACGAGCCUGCGGACGGCACAGGCGUUGUGCCAAAGACUCCUACGAGACACGCUGGCGGCUUUGGAUAAGAUCUCCAAGCUCCUCCAAGAUGGGGAGCCCCGGCUCGGGGAGCAGCUGCGGCUGGUCCAGUCACUGCGGCUGGAGGAGAAAUGCAUCUUGGGAAGAUGCCUUGAAUCACUGAGCGCCUCCCUAGGUGAGGUGAACCCACCGGAUGUGGGCGACGUGUGCUGAUGUGAAGACAGCGGCGUUCCGUCAGGGCCAGCUAGGCCUUCUCUGCUGGCCUAAACAUUCUCAGAAAAGUAAAUUUAAUCAAUUAAAUUUUCUGAGAAUAACAAAUUUAAUUCAUGUUAUUUUAUUUUCAUAAAUAUGUCAACAAAAUUAUUCUCUGUAUUAUUUGUCAUAUUAUUUCCACUUAGUCGAGUGGCUUUCAAUGUUAUUUUAAAGAACAUCGAAAGUCACUCGAGAAAUAACUUAUUUAUUAUGGUAGAAUUUUUAACCAAUCAUAUUUCAGAUAGCUUGUGUUGUCAGGUAAACUACUUGCUCGGGGCCUUCAGAUGAAACAGAGCAGGCCCAGUCAGCUUGCAAUAGCCAAUCAGAUCACGAGUCUGCCCCGGGCUUAUGUCGUCACUGGACGUGCGCGUUUGGUGAUUGGAUGAGCGCCUGCCGGAGGGAGCUGUUGCUGCAUUUUGAGCCAAAAUGGCCGAAGGAGAAGACGUUGAUCAGGUUGCAGGACUACUUUCCAAACAAUUUUCAAGACGGACCUUCCACUGGAUUUACCAAUUGAAGUUGUUUUACCAAGGCGGCAAGGAAACAUCAGAGCACGGCUGGCCACUUACAAGCUACGGUGCGCUUAAAAACGUUUGGGGACACUCGCGUAGAUCUGCAGCUCAGUGAACAGGCACGACAUUGGUGAGUCAAUGAAUUUUAUUUUACAUUUCUUCUUCUUAUAGAGGUUAUUUGCUGUUGUAUAGCCUAUUCUCAAAAUGCAAAUGAUUUUUAUUUUCAAAGAAUAUUUUGUUUUGUUUGGUGUCUUACAUGAAACUGCGACAUUGCGCAAUUUAUUGGACAGACUUGUUUAUGAUCACACAGCGUCAUUUAGGUGGUAUUUUAUUUAGUAUUUUUUAAAUAUCUUUUUAUUUUUGACAAUAUCUGUAAAUGUAGUUUCCUGCUCUUAAUUGUGAAUGCAUACUUGUUGGUUUGAAAUGCUCCUGAAAUGAAGUGCUGCCUGACGAGCCUAUUUUGUUUAUGUAUGUGACGUCACUGAAGGCCUAAGGUUGAAAUGCACGGCCCGCCAUUGUGUGAAGAGAUGCCCCGAAGGCAGACACACAGACGGUCGUCGCUUCCACGCCAAAACAUAUCAAGAAAGUAACCAGAAACUAUGAGAAGACUCCUCUUCGAUUGGCUUUAUUGAACAUUCAUUAAUAGAGCAUCAGGGGCACUGUGUGCCACGCUGUGAGAACCCAGCAAGACCCCCCCCCACCCCCCCCCAAAAAAAAUAAUGGCCCCA
This is a messenger RNA of Hippocampus zosterae (dwarf seahorse), 3068 nucleotides long. RefSeq names its product SET domain-containing protein 4-like. Gene Ontology annotation, biological process: peptidyl-lysine trimethylation; peptidyl-lysine monomethylation; positive regulation of transcription by RNA polymerase II. Lineage: Eukaryota; Metazoa; Chordata; Actinopteri; Syngnathiformes; Syngnathidae. Gene Ontology annotation, molecular function: transcription coactivator activity; histone H3K4 methyltransferase activity; protein binding. Bases 449 to 1792 code for a protein of 447 amino acids. The transcript is spliced from 12 exons. The record is from RefSeq and is a predicted model, not a curated record.